This is a messenger RNA of Physeter macrocephalus (sperm whale), 6699 nucleotides long. It is a transcript of the gene PER3, whose product is annotated as period circadian regulator 3. Gene Ontology annotation, molecular function: transcription cis-regulatory region binding; transcription corepressor binding. Gene Ontology annotation, cellular component: cytoplasm; nucleus. Lineage: Eukaryota; Metazoa; Chordata; Mammalia; Artiodactyla; Physeteridae. Gene Ontology annotation, biological process: circadian regulation of gene expression; entrainment of circadian clock by photoperiod; negative regulation of transcription by RNA polymerase II. The transcript has 22 exons. The record is from RefSeq and is a predicted model, not a curated record. Bases 265 to 3672 code for a protein of 1135 amino acids.
UGUGCGCGGGAGGCGGCGGCGGCGGCGGCGGCAGUCCCCCUCCAGGGUGGACCUCCCGUGAGCGGAGACGUCCCAAGACUGCAGGGAAAUACUGGGGAGAAAAGUGCCCCCGGAGGAGCAGAAAGUGUACCUCUACUUGCCGGCUUGUGAUGACUGACAUUUUCUCUGAGACGAUGGCCUGGACCAAAAUGAGAAGUACAUUUCCGUCGCCGAUCGCAAAGUAGCAAAGUAGCAGGCGACAGGCUGAGGACUGCCGGGCGAGCGAUGGAUCCCUGUGAAGAUCCAGAAGUGUCCGGUGGUAAAUCUCAGGACUCUAGGGGGGGCCAGCCUCAUGAACUUGAAGGACCACAGGCCAGCGGUCCUGAGGCGCUGGGGAAGGACUCUGCUGAGAUGUGGAGCCGGAAAUACCAGCUGCGGAGCAAAUACGUGCAGACCAGUAACAGUGAACCGCAAGAUCAAAACCGAGUUUCCAAAGACCUUAUAACGGUUGUCCAAGAAAUGAAAAAAUACUUCCCGUCAGAGAGACAGAGUAAACCAAGCACCCUGGAUGCUCUCAACUAUGCCCUUCGCUGCGUACACAGCGUGCAAGCAAACAGUGAGUUUUUCCAGAUUCUCAGUCAGAAUGGAGCGCCUCAAGCAGACGUGACCAUGUACAGUCUUGAGGAGCUGGCCACUAUUGCUUCAGAGCACGCUUCCAAAAACACAGAUACCUUUGUGGCAGUUUUUUCAUUUCUGUCUGGAAGGUUAGUGCACGUUUCUGAACAGGCUCCUUCGAUCCUGCAUUGUAAGAAAGAGUUCUUAGAGUCCUCGCAUUUCGUUGAACUGCUUGCCCCUCAAGACGUGAGGGUGUUCUACACACACACUGCCCACGCUCAGCUUCCUUUCUGGAACAACUGGACCCAAAGAGCAGCCUCACGCUAUGAAUUCGCUCCGGUGAAAUCCUUUUUCUGCAGGAUCCGUGGAGGUGAAGCCCGGGAGCUGGGGCAGGUUCACUGCCCGUUCCGGAUUAUCCCCCAUUUGAUUCAUGUGCACAGCUCGGCCCGCCCGGAGCCUGAGCCCUGCUGUCUCACGCUGGUGGAGAAGAUUCAUUCCGGUUACGAAGCUCCUCGAAUCCCAGUGGAUAAAAGAAUUUUUACCACAACACACACCCCCGGGUGUGUUUUUCUUGAAAUAGAUGAAAGAGCGGUGCCUUUGCUGGGUUACCUACCUCAGGAUCUGAUUGGAACGUCCAUCCUGACAUACCUGCACCCGGAAGAUCGUUCUCUGAUGGUCGCCGUACACCAAAAAGUCUUGAAGUAUGCAGGCCAUCUUCCCUUUGAACAUUCACCCAUUAGAUUUUGUUCUCAAAAUGGGGAUUACAUCGUAUUGGAUUCCAGUUGGUCCAGCUUUGUGAACCCAUGGAGCCGGAAGGUUUCCUUCAUCAUCGGUCGGCAUAAAGUGCGAACGAGUCCACUAAAUGAGGAUGUUUUUGCCACCAGAGCAAAAAAGAUGAACAGUAAUGACAGAGACAUAAUAGAAUUACAAGAACAAAUUCACAGACUUCUCUUACAGCCCGUUCACGGGAGCGCAUCCAGUGGCUGUGGGAGCCUGGGGAGCAGCGGGUCUCAGGAGCAUCACCUCAGCAUCGCCUCCUGCAGUGAGUCCAGCGGGCGCUGCGUGGACGAGGUGCAGAAGGCACCGUUGACUUUGCAGCAGGUCUGUGCCAGUGUAAACAAAAUCAAGAAUCUAGGCCAGCAGCUGUACAUCGAGUCAAGGGCCGAAUCACCAAAGAAGCAAGUGAUGGGGACCGGCCCGGGACAGCGUGGUGAUGAGCAGAAGGCCUUUUCUUCCUUCCAGACAUUAAAGGAUAUCAACAUGUGCACCGAGUCUUGUGAGGGUUUGGGAAGGGAUCGGCAUAGCCCAUCCUAUCAGCAAAUAAACUGUAUUGAUAGCGUUAUCAGGUACCUGAAGAGCUACAACAUUCCAGCUUUGAAGAGAAAGUGUAUCUCCUGUACAAAUACGACUUCCUCAUCCUCGGAAGAAGACGGACAAAGCCACAGAGCAGAUGAUGUCCAAGCACUGCAAGCUGUUUCUCAGAUCCCAGCCCUACCUACAUCAGAAAUGCCAGCUGAUGGACGGUCCACAGAUGCUGAUGGAGGAGCUCCACAGACCCUGACCGAGGCGGCUCUGAGCCUGGACGUGAGGCCGUGCAGCUACAGCAGCACCGUUGUUCACAUGCCACCACCGGAGUCAGCAGAGCUUGGCACCCUGCCCUGUGAGCCCUGGACCCUCAGCACACACCCAGCUCCACUGGCCUCAGGAAAGUUUAAACACAUAGGGCUCACAAAGGCUGUGCUGUCAGCCCACACACAGAAGGAAGAACAGAGUUAUGUGGAUCAAUUCCGGGACAAGAUUCUGUCAUCACCUUACAGCUCCUAUCUUCAGCAAGAAAGCAGAAGCAAAGCUAAAUAUUCAGAUGUUCAAGGAGAUUCUGCUUCCAAGCCUACCCAAUCCGCUAGUUGCAGGAAGGGGAAGCACAAGCGUAAGAAGCUGCUCAUGUGGUCGGACAGAAAGGAAACUAAGGAUGACUUCUGUCCCCACCUCGUAGGAGAGGCCCAGGAUGGACAGCCCUGGUGCCCUUCCUCCACCUCCUCUCCUCGUGCCUCUGGCCCAUCGCUCCCGGCUGCACUGGUGGUUCCCAGCCAGGCACUUUGCCUCAUCCAAGCCCUUCCCUUCCCAACCGUGACCUCCCUGGGGAGAGAACGUGCAGCCUCAGAAACUGUGCUGCAGAGUCUGCCUGCAGAGCCGCCUUUCCCCAAUGGCUUGCAAUCUUUCCCAGCUCUGCCCUCUGCUUGCUUAGAUACUUGUAUGAACAUCUUCCUGCAUGACCCCCCUAUCUGUCCUCUCUUGUUACCACCAUUCUCCCCAUAUCCAUUCUUGGGAGCAGCAGCCUCUUCUGAAAUACCCGCCUCGGUAUCAGCAGUGGCUCCAAAUCCAGGCCCACCAUCUUCAGCCAUCAGCCAAAGGAGCGGCGAGGGAAAGUGGGGGACCCAGAAUGAAGGGCACCCCCUCAUUAACUCAAAGAGCAGCUCCCCGCUCCAGCUCGACCUGCUGCAGGAGGACAGGCCCAGAUCCUGUGCAUCCCCAGAAGCUGAGUAUCAGCCUGUCAGUCCCAACAGUGAGAAUAAGAACGAUCAUUUUACUACCAGUGAACUGUCUACAGUGUCACUGCACGAGGCUUCUCUGCCGGGAACUGGUUCUGCAGCAGCAGGAAGCAGUGGCAGCAGUAUAAACUUUGCUACUAGUGAUUAUUCUUCUGAAAUCUUUCAAAAUGGGCAGCAAUCUCAGGAUGUACAGAAAAAAGAAACAUUUCCCAACUUAGCUGAAGAGUCCAUCUGGAGAAUGAUAGAACAGACACCUGAGUGCAUUCUGAUGACGUAUCAGGUGCCUGAGAGGGUUAAAGAAAUUGUACUGAAAGAAGACUUAGAAAAGCUGGAAAGCAUGAGGCAGCGGCAGCCGCAGUUUUCUCACGGACAAAGGGAGGAGCUGGCCGAUGUGCAUUCCUGGAUUCAGAGCCAGAUGAUUCCUCAGGAAGUAGACAUCCAAGGCUGUGUCACUUGCGAAAACGGAGAUUCAGCUGGUGAUGCUGCAGAAUCCUGUGGUCCGGAUCCAGCAGAAGCAGCAGUUGAGUGACUCUGAAGAUGCACCUGUACUCCCUCUCCAGGCCUGUGGGACAGCUAGACCUCCUUGUGAUUCUCUCUAAACCCCUGGGUCUUAAAUGACCUUGAAGUUAUCAUUGAAUAUUAAGCUUUUUCCUUCCUGAUUUUUUAACAGACAUCAUUUUCCUGAAGCAGACAUUGUAUAUAGACUCUUUUACUUGUCUUUUUCCCCAAUGUAUUUAAACUGUCAAAUAGACUAUUUUUCUAGUUUAGCUGUCCUCUAAUGAGAUUGGAUGGCCUCUAAAGAGGUACGUGUACAGUCGAACUUUAUUUCAGAUGUCACCCCAAAUAAAUUACAAUUAGAAGUAUAGCUAGAGGACUUCCCUGGUGGUGCAGUGGUUAAGAAUCUGCCUGCCAAUGCAGGGGAAACGGGUUCGAUCCCUGGUCUGGGAAGAUCCCACAUGCCGUGGAGCAACUCAGCCCGUGCGCCACAACUACUGAGUCUGCACUCUAGAGCCCGUGAGCCACAACUGCUGAGCCCGUGUGCCACAACUACUGAAGCCCACGCACCUAGAGCCCGUGCUCUGCCACAAGAGAAGCCACUGCAAUGAGAAGCCCGCGCACCACAACGAAGAGUAGCCCCUGCUCGCCACAACUAGAGAAAGCCCACGCGCAGCAAGAAGACCCAUGCAGCCAAAAAUAAAAUAAAUAAAAUAAAUAAAUUUAUUUUUAAAAAAAAAAGUAUAGCUAGAAAGAGCCCCAUACCUUAGCCUCAUUGAUUUUGUUCUGUUGUUACAUGAAUCAUUUUCCCCUGUUAGAGACUUCAGGAAAUCCCCGCUCUGGGCCAUGUACCUUUCCUAACAAUGUCCAUAAAUAACAGUGCCCUCACCUGGUCUUUGCCCGGUGACACAUCCCUCCACAGUUAGGGUCUGACAUUCCAGUUUUCUCACAACACAACACAGAUCACUUCAGCAUUGACCAGUAUGAAAAUGUAUUGCCCAUUGGUGUACCGGAAAUUCCUAGCUUUUAGGGUUGAAUUUUGACCUUCAUUUUUGUAGAUGCUUUUCCUUUUGAUUUUCUACCUUCCACUGAAAUUCUCAAAGUCUUAGUUAAAAAUGGAUCAGCUUCACAAUGAGCUUAUUCUUUGCAGGGUUUAAAUUAGCUUUUUCAUGUGUAAUGUUAAAACAAAAGAGCUUCUAGCUCAACCAGCUUCUGACUCAUCCCUUUUGAAAUUUUAAAGUAAUGAUUGCAAAAAUUUUUAAAGUUAUGUAAGAGUUGAUGUCGUUCUUAUAUGCGUAUGUGUUUAAAUGUUGUCUUAUCAAAACUAACAGUUCAUUCUUUCUUUCCAACCAAUUUACACAAAAGAAGGUCUCUCAAUCCCUGCCAGAGGUCUGAUUGGCACUGCCUUCUUUUUGUCCUUAAAUAGGGGUAAGUGUUGCCCUUAAAUAGGGGUAAGGGUCCUACGGGAGGUCCCUAGCCAAGAGGGUUGCAGAAUCUGCCACAAAGGAGGGCUUCCUGGGCCUGCUGAAGUUGUGUCUUUUAAGAAGUGAGUGAGUUGUUUACAUGAUUUGCGAGCCCCCUCUUCGUAGAGAAGUGAUGAUUCCUUCUCAAACUUGGAAUGACGUGUAGUUCACACCCAUGUAGAUCAGAACCAGGAAUAGAAGAAAAUGAAGGCUGGAAUAACCUUUUCUCUUUUAAAUAACAUGCAAAAAACUUACUUUUUUUGUUGCGGUGGUUUGUUGUUGUGUUUUUUUUUGUUUUAGGAAAACACUCCUUCCUUUCAAGUUUUAUAGUUUUUUAUAAAAGGCAUCCUGAUCAUAAUUAUGAGAAUCAACCUUUCUAUCCACAAUGCUGCUGGACUCUGAUUUUCAAGCCUCGUAGCUUAGAUUGACUUUCUAAAGUAGAACAGACGGCUCUCGAAUCUGCAGGGGAUUGGUUCCAGGACCCCCUGGCAGAUGCUAAAAUCCAUGGAUGCUCAAGACCCUUCUAUAACAUGGUGGUACAGUCAGCCCUCUGUACCUGCGGAUCCACAUCCAGGAUUCUACACCCCUCCCCGAUUCUCCCCACCAGGAAUACAGGGGGCCAACUGUAGUUUCCUAUAAGGUAAAUCUUUCUUCAGGUGUCAGAACCAUUUUCAAAUGAUGCCCGUGACAUCUCCUGGAAUUUUCUCACUUUAAGCGGCUCCAUGCCCGUAUUCCUGUCUUAUGAAUAGAAGACUCUCCUAUCCUGCUCCAUCUCAGCUGUUAAAUGAUCUCUGAAGCCCUUGUUGUGUUGGUCAAGUUGUGUGGUAUUUUUGCCCUUGGUGAAAAAUCAAAUUUUAAGAAAUGAACCAGCCUGGAUAUUGUCCAUCAGUAGAAUCGCUGUGACCUUCUGUAGUGAUAACCUUUUUAAUUUGUUUAAAUCAGAAAUGGCAUGGAGCAAUCAGAGGACGGUUCUGCAUUUGUGAACAUGUUUUAUAAACCUGACCUUCUCUAAUAUAAGCCCUCAUUUCGAUUCUUUCUGGACGUUUGUUUUAUCGACAUUUGCUUAUUUCUUUGCCUUACUACACGUUUAGGGUCAAUUUAAAAUUGGUGCUUGUUGUAAGCAGAUCUAAAAAACCAUUUGUAGUUCUGAUACUUUGAUAAGCCGCCGAACUGGCGUAUUUAGAGUUUGGACCAUGAUGCUUCUACUGCUGAGGAUGAGCAGACGAGGUUCAGCAGUGCGGCUGCCGCCCCCCCAGGGGGGAUCCCCCCGAGUUUAAACAGUUGUUCAAGUUUAUGAACUUUUUGUAUUGAUAACUAUAGAAAUUGGUAAUAAAAAUGUAUACUAUAGGCUUCAGUGUUUACAUAAAUGUUACCAAAAAGCUGUAUUUUUUUGGAUAAGAGGUCAGGAUUUAUGAACAACAGAAUGCUGUGCAAAUGGAAUCGUUUUACAAUUAAGUGCAACUUCAUCAUAACUUACAAGGUAAAUUUAAUCCAAAUGUAAAUUUUCUUUCAACUGAGUUUAUAAUUAACUGUGAAUUUACUUGUUUUUAAUGGUUAUUAAUAUUUUAAUCGGGUAUCUUUUUUAAGCAAAAACAAUA